AUGUAUACAAAUAUGAUGGUGACAAUAUGGCUUCAGUGUGUGCAACAAUAUGUAAAGUUACGUGUACAUAAAUUAGGUCGAAUUAUGCAAAAUCAAAUCAUGCACAAAAAAGACUGUCUAGUUUAUAAAUCAAUUCAUACUACUGUAAGAAGUAUAAUGCAAGCGGAUACAGAAUACAAAAUUCAAUGCAGUUGGUUGGUCAGCUUAUGUAGGUAA
This is a messenger RNA of Heterobilharzia americana, 216 nucleotides long. The record is from the annotation of a GenBank genome assembly. NCBI's taxonomy places the organism in Eukaryota, Metazoa, Platyhelminthes, Trematoda, Strigeidida, Schistosomatidae.